Bicyclus anynana (squinting bush brown) is the source of this 1967-nucleotide messenger RNA. It is a transcript of the gene S6KL, whose product is annotated as serine/threonine-protein kinase S6KL. The coding region runs from base 103 to 1416 and encodes 437 amino acids. The transcript is spliced from 10 exons. NCBI's taxonomy places the organism in Eukaryota, Metazoa, Arthropoda, Insecta, Lepidoptera, Nymphalidae. Gene Ontology annotation, biological process: protein phosphorylation. Gene Ontology annotation, molecular function: ATP binding; protein serine/threonine kinase activity. The record is from RefSeq and is a predicted model, not a curated record.
AAAUUAGUCUAUGGUUGGAAAUAAGAGUUGAACAAGGUGUGUGUGUGUUAAAAAAGCAUUUUAUUUUCGUUUACUGAAUGCACAUCGCACUAAUUACGUUUAAUGGGAAAUUCACACCACAAGAGCGUUGAAAACAGGAACCAGAAGCAUUCAGUGCACGCGAGGGACGGCCAAGCGUAUACGAGUCAGUUCAGUUUGUCCCAUUUCGUCGGCAACCUCAGCGGACGUUCCUUCGCCAGCGUAACAAGCGGUCAGUCAGUUUACAGCGCAUCGCGGCCUUGGUCCCGGGUCUCCAGGCGAAGAUGGAAUGACUCAACGUUGAAGAACCCAUUGGAAGCAAGUAAGACAGCUUGGCCUGUCGCUCACAAGGAGUCAAUAUUCCUGCCCGAAUUCCCCAUAACUACUGAUCUCAUACAAAAAGAUUUUGAGAUUAUCGCAAGUAUUGCAAAAGGGGCUUUCGGUGAAGUUUUGAAAGUCAACAAAUUGAGUGAGAACAAGGAGUAUGCACUGAAAGUUCUGCAUAAAGCACAGAUAGUAAGCGAAAAUGCGGUGAGACAGGUGAAAGAGGAGGCUCGAAUACAGGCGGCGGUGGGACACCACAUCUUCAUAGCUGGGGCCGUGUCGCGGUGGCAGACCAAGAAAAGACUGUAUAUUGUUUCAGAAUACAUUCCUGGCGGGGAGCUGUUAGCUUUAAUAGAUAAGUACUCGAAGUUACCAGAGGAACUGGUGAAGAUAUUGCUAGCAGAGAUCGCUGUAGCUAUAGAUUUCCUGCACAAUGCUGGUGUGAUAUAUCGAGAUCUCAAACCGGAAAAUAUACUCUUAGAUUCAGACUGUCACGUACAACUGGUGGACUUCGGCCUGUCCAAGUGGCUGUCUGUCGGAGCGCGCACCACCACGCUCUGCGGCACCCUCAAAUACAUGGCCCCGGAAGUGAUGCAGCGCGACCCGUAUGGACACUCAGCAGACUGGUGGUCCCUCGGCGUACUUACCUGUCGAAUGCUAACCGGAGAGUUUCCGACGCCUGCGGUGCGUAUGUCAGCAAUACGCGACGAAGAGCGUCUUACGUCAGCAAGCCUCACUGACAGAAGUGACACAAACGACAGCGUGAUGCAACAGUCGACCCCUAUUCUACCUAAGCCAGGUGCUUUGCCGGACAGUGCUACUAAACUUUCAAAACCAGCGAGAGCGCUUUUGAUAAGAUUAUUAGAAACGGAACCUAAAGUGCGGCUACGGAGUCUUCGGCAGUUACAACAAACCGCAUUUUAUCUAGGAUUUAAUUUCGAGCAUGUAAAAGCGAAAAAGCUUUCACCUAAACGAGUUUUAGAAAAUCACAUACAAACCAUGAGGCCUGCCGUUUCGAAUGAAGAAAAUAACUGUGAAUUUAUAGAAUUUGAUCAAGAAGCGAUGGUGUUAUAAUCUAUAGUGUAAUUAAAAUAUUUAGUUUUUAAUCAACUCUCUUCUGUACCAAUGCAGAUAUUCUAAGAAUCUCACUGACAGUAAUAUUAUGUAAAAACAUUAAUCUAUAUUAUUAUUAGUAUAAUAACAGAGAGUCAGAGUAUAUCAUUAUCAUCAUUAUCAACCCACAUUCGGCUCACUGCUGAGCUCGAGUUUCCUCUCAGAAUGAAAGGGGCAACAUCACACAAGCCGAGAAUUAAGAAAAUUCUCUGGAGUGCAGGUCUCCUCAUGAUUUUUUGCCUUCACCGUUUGAGACACGUGAUAUUUAAUUUCUUAAAAUGCUCACAACUGAAAAGUUGGAGGUGCAUGCCCCGAACCGGAUUCGAACCCACACCCUCCGAAAUCGGAGGCAGAGGUCAUCAUAUCCACUGGGCUAUUAUGGCAGAGUAUACACAAGAAUUUUAUGUACCUACAUAAUAAUAAAAGACCCUCACAUAUUUAGUUGUUGUAUAAAUUUAGUUGUAUAAUUGUUAUUUAGUUCUGAAAUAAAAUGAAAUAUUGACUAUCUGGAA